Messenger RNA from Zea mays, 928 nucleotides. RefSeq names its product probable methyltransferase PMT15. The transcript is spliced from 5 exons. Lineage: Eukaryota; Viridiplantae; Streptophyta; Magnoliopsida; Poales; Poaceae. Gene Ontology annotation, cellular component: trans-Golgi network; endosome; cytoplasm. Bases 410 to 706 code for a protein of 98 amino acids. The record is from RefSeq and is a predicted model, not a curated record. Gene Ontology annotation, molecular function: methyltransferase activity.
GGCUGAGGCGAGCCAUAUCUCAUUCUGUGGCCAGGCCCAUUUGAAACACACGUUUUUUCCUUCACGGGUGAGCCUGGCCGUGCUUGCCUAGUAAAAGUGCUAGGGUUCUUCUCACUAGUCGCAGCCUCCGCCGCGGCUCUCGCCUCUCGGAGCAAAAGCUGUGUGUCCGCUCCUCCUGGUGAUCCCGGAGCCAGUCCUCGCCGCACCGCGCUGUGUCCGCUCCUCCUGGUGUUCCUCUCCUCCUGGUGAUCCCGCACCGUGUUGUGUCCGCUCCAUCUUCCUCCGCCGCCACGCUCAUCACCGGGCUGGAUCCACAAAAGCUGGAUCCAUGGAGGGUUGGAUCUCUUUGUAGGGCUGGAUCCGUGGAGGGAGUGCACGUCGCUCGUCGCCUAGCUCGAGGUGCGAGGGCAUGUCUACCUACCCGAGGACCUACGAUCUCAUCCAUGCGGACUCGAUGUUCACCCUAUACAAGAACAGGUGCGAGAUGGACCGCAUCCUUCUGGAGAUGGACAGGAUCCUGAGGCCCAGGGGCACGGUGAUCAUCAGGGAAGACGUGGACUUGCUGGUGAAGGUCAAGAGCCUGGCGAACGGGAUCAGUAGAAGGACUGUCAAAUCUAUUAAUGAUAUGAAAGAACACUGCUUCUGGUCCCAAAUUAUGGAGAGAAAGGGUCCAACAGUCGAGACGGCUGAAUGGGGCCAGGAAUGAAUUGGUAAUGUACAGACACAUUUGAUAGGACACUAGGCCAUGUAAACAAGUCUCUGGUCUCUCCAUGUUGUUUAAUUCAGAUUAUUGCAAAUCAUAUUUAGAUGAUUGCAAUUAGUUCAUUUUAUGGGUCAAAAUCAUAUUUUUAGUUCAAAUGUGUUGUAAUUUGUUUAAUAGCGCUUAAAGUUUUGAAAUUUGGCGGCAGCUUCAUUUUACUCAUGAAAA